Theobroma cacao (cacao) is the source of this 445-nucleotide messenger RNA. Lineage: Eukaryota; Viridiplantae; Streptophyta; Magnoliopsida; Malvales; Malvaceae. The record is from RefSeq and is a predicted model, not a curated record.
AUGCUUGCGCAGGCUGUGAAAAGAGGUCAGGAGCAAGGUUUUGAUAUUGUAUUGGCAUGCUUUAUCGUUUGUGCAGGUCUUCACACUAAUUUCAGCUUGAUGGAAGAGUUGAUAGCCUGUAAGAAGGCUGUGGGAAAAGUUAUUCCUGGUGCACACAAUGAGAUCCUACUAGUUCUUGACGGGAACACUGGAUUGAAUAUGCUUCCACAAGCAAGAGAGUUCAAUGAGGUAGUUGGAAUAACUGGUUUUAUUUUGACAAAACUUGAUGGUUCUGCUAGAGGUGGCUGUGUGGUCAGCGUGGUUGAUGAGCUUGGCAUUCCUGUGAAGUUUGUAGGUGUUGGAGAAGGUCUCGAAGACCUUCAACCUUUCGAUGCAGAGGCAUUUGCGAAUGCCAUAUUUCCGUGAGAAGUGUUGAUGGUAUUUUAUUCAUUGAGACCAGUUCUGC